CAAAGGGGGACCAAAUCAGUUAGAGCUGAAGCAGCAGAUCAUUCGUCUCCCCAAAGACGACGACGACGAACACUGCAAAACGACGAAUCCCUCUUUUGAUCUCAAAUCUCAGAUUCAGAACCCUACAAAACGAUUCUGCCUGGCCGAAUCUCACUUCCGACGCCGGAAAAAACAGAGAGAUUCAGUCAAAUCUCUAUCCCCCAAUUUCACCUCUCACCGUCACUAUCUCUGACGGGUCUGGCCCACGUUUCUUCCUUAACUCACUUUCUGUACGAAUUAAUCUAUGGCGAUUUCCACAGGUAUUCAUCACAUAGAAGGCAUUGGUUGCUAUACACCAUAUGGAGUCACUAGUAGCUGGUUAAAAUCGCCUCAUCUCGAGUUUCAAAGUCUUGUUGAUUGUUCUGGCAUAAGAAGCUUCAGCUCCAACUCCAACUCCAGAACUAGAAAAUUAUUUUCUGGAACGACUCCAUCGAAUUGGCUGCCUGUGGGGCGUGAAAUAUGUUCUUCAAAAGUUUUAGUCGCGGCAGACUCUUCAGAUUCAGUUCCCAGUUCGUCUAGUUACAUUAAUAAUCAUGGCUAUCACCCUCAUGAAGAAAUCAAAGCCUGCAAGAGAUUACGUAAAAGCAAAUUAACGUUGGCAGAAUCAGCAAAGACUGCAGUGGAGGCUAAUAACAGUGCUGUGUUGAUAUUCCCUUCAUCUGUUCAUUGUGAACCAUUUGAAGGCCCUUCAUGGGUUGAAUCAGAAUACUUCACCAAUGACUUUGGAGAUAUAUUUUUUGAGAUUUUUGAUGAUCAAAAUAUCUUGGAGGAUGUCGGAGCAUGUAACCCUGUGAAUGUUUUGAUCGGGAUGGAUAUGUCGAUGUAUAAGAACAAAAGAUUGAGUGGAUUAGAAGAUAUCCCAUUGGAGGAUGCUCCUUUAAUAGAGGAAUAUUAUCUAGAGUCGGAGGAGGAUGACGAUUCUGAAACUGAAAUUUCUAGUGAAUGGGGAAUGCCUAUGAACAUAAGAAGUGAGAUCCAUCCAAUUUAUUUUUCCAAAUGCUUGGUGAAGUCUAUUGAAGCGAAUUACGCUAAAGAGAUGGAGAGCCCAUCGAAUGGUAUUUCCAUUAAAGGACGGCUCAUGCCUAUAAUUGAAGAAGAGCUAUAUCUGAGAAGAAUUGUGAAUGAUCUUGGGGAAAGCUGCUUGGACUUGAGAGACAAUGAGUCCUCCAAGCUUUUCGAGGCAGUUCAGAGACGUCUCUCAAUUUUCUACAGACUGGAGAUUACGGAAAUACAACUGUUCUCUGUAUAUGGUGUUCAGUCAAGGGUAGAUUUGCUAGAAUUUUACGAGGCUAAGACUGAUCCUCUUGUGUACUCGAUGUUGGAUAUAAUAGAGCCUUUCAACGAAAGAGGGAACGAGUGCAAUUCUGCUCUUAAAUCCCUAUGCAAAAAGAAGGGCUUAAUUGCGGAGAAUGCGAGUCUGAUUGGUGUUGACAGUCUCGGGAUGGAUGUUAGGAUUCUCUCUGGCACAGAAGUGCAAACUCAUCGCUUUCCAUUCAAAGCCAAGGUUAGGAGCGAAGCUGCUGCUGAGAAACAAAUCCGACAUUUACUAUUUCCCCCUGCUCGUCGAAAAAGAUUGCAAAAUUCGAAUCCGGUUGAGAAUAAGACCACCUAGUAUUCAUCCGGUAUGAUCUCAUGUUCGAUUCACACAGUUAGUUAUAAUUUAGCCAUGAGUUAGGUCUCUUAUGCUUUAUAUUGAUUAUUUUUCAUUAGUUUCAUCAAAGCAAUAAACAUUAGCCCAAAGUUUUUGAUUGCUUUAAUUUAAGCUUACAAUUUUG
Molecule: messenger RNA, 1814 nt
Organism: Impatiens glandulifera
Lineage: Eukaryota; Viridiplantae; Streptophyta; Magnoliopsida; Ericales; Balsaminaceae
Exons: 12
Coding region: 284-1651 (455 amino acids)
Source: RefSeq, a predicted model, not a curated record